AUGAGCCCAGAGCUCACGCGAGGGCCCUUCUGUGGUUGCAGAAAAGAUUUUGCUUCAACAAGAAAGAACGGGAAGCGUAAACUAAGUGAUGAUAACCCAGGAUCGCUGAUGAGUGCACGGGUCUCCUGA
This is a messenger RNA of Aspergillus nidulans FGSC A4, 129 nucleotides long. RefSeq lists its product as uncharacterized. The coding region runs from base 1 to 129 and encodes 42 amino acids. The record is from RefSeq and is a predicted model, not a curated record. Lineage: Eukaryota; Fungi; Ascomycota; Eurotiomycetes; Eurotiales; Aspergillaceae. The transcript has 2 exons.